GGAAAAAAAAAGUAAUGGUACAUUGGUACUAGUCAUCGUAUAGUGAAAUCACCAGACAAGAAAAAUAGUGGAUUUGAAAAUGUUACUUUCGGCAAACGUGGAAAACCGUAUGUACCGUAUUUAACCACCGUAAUUGAAUACGAAGGGGGCGUGGGGUCAGCAGAGAGUCCAAUAAGGAGCAUCCACCACCACAUAGUUUUGAUGAGCCCCAAACAACACUAGUCUCUGGUGGUCGAAUGUCGUCGUCCGCUGCCGUCUUCUCCGUCACCACCUCAUCCGCCGUCCAACCCCGCACAACUAGACAACAUCUCAUCACAUCCAGACUCUCACUACCAUCCCCUUCAUCUUCGCAGUUCAUCAGACAACAACGCCCGAUUCCUCGGUCAAUCAAUCAUGGCCGUAACCGUAACAACAGUAACACCACAACGACUUUUAAACCUCGACGAUCUACUGUCCUCAUGGAAUGGCAGGACUGCACGGUAAAAAUGGAAAUUGAUGUGCCAAUUUCGGUGGCCUAUAAUUGUUAUCUUGACAGAGAAGCAAUUCCUCGAUGGAUGCCUUUUAUUUCAACUGUUAAGGUAUUAGAAGACAAACCCGAAUUAUCACGGUGGUCUCUCAAGUAUAAAGCAUUUGGGCGUGAUCUUGAAUUCUCUUGGCUUGCUCGCAAUAUGCAGCCAAUCCCAAAUCAAAAAAUCCACUGGAGAUCCUUAGAAGGUCUUCCCAACAGAGGAGCCGUACGGUUUUUUCCUAAAGGUUCUUCGUCAUGUUUGGUUGAACUUACGGUUUCAUAUGAAGUACCUCAAUUACUGUCCCCUGUGGCAUCUGCGUUACAACCUUUCCUUCAAAACUUGUUGGGGCGUGGCUUGGCAAGAUUUGCAAAUUUUGCAAAAACAUACCAAACGGAUGCGGCCUGAGUUCUCACAUAUUAUUUUGUCGACUUGUCCAUAUAUUGGGCUGAAAUUUAAAACAGGAACAUGAAAUGUUAUUCGCGUUACGUACAUACAACAAAAAAAAUCCCUCUUCCAUUUAUCUACAAUCAUACACAAAAUUUGAAAAUGUUUAUUUAUUGAGCAAA
Molecule: messenger RNA, 1075 nt
Organism: Helianthus annuus (common sunflower)
Lineage: Eukaryota; Viridiplantae; Streptophyta; Magnoliopsida; Asterales; Asteraceae
Exons: 7
Coding region: 237-914 (225 amino acids)
Source: RefSeq, a predicted model, not a curated record